This is a messenger RNA of Spinacia oleracea (spinach), 1416 nucleotides long. RefSeq lists its product as uncharacterized. NCBI's taxonomy places the organism in Eukaryota, Viridiplantae, Streptophyta, Magnoliopsida, Caryophyllales, Amaranthaceae. The transcript has 4 exons. The coding region runs from base 203 to 1237 and encodes 344 amino acids. The record is from RefSeq and is a predicted model, not a curated record.
GGAAAAUAACGGAACAAAGGGCGUCCUUCCUCAGUUCCUCUUUCAGUCCUUCCUCUUUCCCCCAAAAUGAGGAUCAAAUAACAGUAUUGAGAUGAAAAAAAUUUUGGGCAUAAUAUUCAAACAAACUUUUCCAGAAUUUCAAUUCAAUCUCUCUCCAGGUAUUUUCCCUUUUUGGUGUAUUAUUUGAACUUCUGCUGUAACAAUGAAAUCAAGAUCCAGUAAUGAAGUUAGGGCUCAGAGGCCGAAGAGUACUCAAGGAGAGGGACCAAAUUGGGUGCUUGUUGUAGGUGGUGCCUUGUUAAGUACCUUAUCUGUCCGUCUUGGCUUCAAAUUGAAACAGGCACUUGAUUCUAAACAGCAAGACAAUGCUAUCUUGAAAGGUAACGAAAGAUCUGUUGGACGGAGGUUGGGAAAUUGUCGUUCAAAUUCAAGUUUACAUUCCUUUGGAUUAGAUGAGAAUAGCUGCUUCAAUUGUGCUUCAGGUAGCGAUUUCCACAAACGUAACACCUUUGGAGAACGUGUAAUGGAGGUUAAGAGUCCUGCAAAUGGCCAAAUUUUGACAGAACAUGAGGUGUCACUUCCUUUAGUGACUGUUCCUACACCUGAAUAUAGCAUGGUUUGGGUAUCAUCUCCAGAGCGUGGUGACCCACCACCAAAACCUUUCCAUCAGUCAAGUAAUUCAGACUCGCCAUGUGUCUCUGAAUCUGGGUCUGACAUGUUUAGUAAGCGAGAUGUAAUACAGAAACUCAGACAGCAGUUAAAGCGAAGAGAUGACUUGGUAGUGGAGAUGCAGGAUCAGAUUGCUGAACUACAGAAUGCACUUAAUGCGCAGAUGUCUCAUUCUGACAACUUACAGUCACAGCUUGAUUCUGCAAACAAAGAACUGUUUGAUUCCGAGCUAGAGAUCCAAAGACUGAGGAAAGCUAUUGCAGAUCAUUGUUUGGCACAUGGGGACUCUAAUGAAAAACUUUCUGACACGAAUUCACCAUCAGAGAAAAGAAACGGUCAUGUGAAUGGAUUUCUUAACGGAGAUGGUAAUUUUGGGUUCCAUGAUAAAAGUAUAGGAGUAGAUAAGGAAAGAAUUCAUAUGCUGAAAAAAGAAAUCAAAGGGCUGAAAGAAAUAAUUGAAGGGAAAGAGUAUCUACUGGAAGGUUACAAGGAGCAGAAGGUUGAGCUCUCUACUAAAUUGAAGGAACUGCAACUAAGAUUAGAUUCUCAGCUUCCACAUAUAUUGUAGGCAAAUCUGUUUUCUUUUCUCUUGCCCCUGCAACCCCCUCCCCCAUCCUGUUUCUUCUUUUUUGAUUAGUUAUGAGGAUUAUAGUGUUAGGGGAAGUUUCUUUCCUCUUUCCCAAAUCCCAUUGUUUGUGUGCCAACUGCCAAUGCUUUGAGCUGUAUAUAUAUCUUGCUUGCGCGCUA